UUUGCUACUGUGGAAAUACUCUAUCUACACGCAGUAUUGAACUUUUUUCCAUAGGUACUUUGUUACACGGUUGAUUUUGCUGCUCAGAUCUAGUCAUGGUUGUGAAGAAGAAAGCACCUAAAGUGGAAGCUUUCGUAUUGGAUGAUGUUAAGCUGAAGAGCCUGACAGAUUCACUAUCUAUGGAAGGUGAUUGUAAGUCUACAGAGGUUGCUCAGCUACUGAAGGACAGUUUAUCUUCCUUUGACCCAGUUGAGCAGAUCCAGCUCAUCUCAAAGGCAGGCUGCAUGCUGGAGCAGCUGAUAGAGGAUGAGUCUCCGUCGAGUCCUUUAUUGGAGGCAUGUCUGCAUACCCUAUCAUUCCUGUAUAUCACACUGCCAGCUAAGAACCCGUUGAAAAGAGCUGUAUCAAGUGCAUUGGGUAGUGGUCCAGAUUGGCUACAGGAGCAAAUGGUUAGAUGUCUGUCUGAGGGUCUGUCUGCUGCUUUCUCCUCUGCAAGCACAGAUCAAUUCUCAAACCUAACGGAUAGCAUCACUUCCUGUCUGAGUGGCUUUGUAAUCGGUGAGAAAUGUGUCCAUCAUUUGUUAACAGAAGUUCUCCAGUUCUUUCAAAAGGCUUUGAAUUACUACGUGGAGCAGAACAGGAUUCUGGUCGGUUGUCACGUGGCUCAAGCUCAGCUGAUGCAGUACUCUCUGGCUGCGGUGAAGGCCUCAAUGCUGGUGGUUCAGCAAUCCCAAGAACCUAUUAGUGCUGCAGUGCUUUCAGCUUCAAGUGACCAAUCCGAUCUCUAUCAAGCUCUCAGUGGACUGCUCAACUGCUAUACUUGUGUUUUAACUGAUGAGGAGUUUGUUCAGGCGGUUCAGAGCACUGCUGGGAUGGCUGCUGUUUUACUUAUUAGAUCUUUAUUGGGCAAUGGAGACAAUCUCCACUUUAUUGUUGCAGGUCUCCUUCAGUGUUCAGUGGAUGCUGGGAGCACCCCUCAGUGGUUAAGGAAGAGCUGUGCAGGUCUGUAUGAGAGCAGCAGGCCUGCAGCUGUUGCUCUGUAUUUGAGUCAUGGAGCUUUGGCUAUGCUAAGCUGGAAAGGGAAGACACUCAGUCCACAGGCAGUGAAACUUCUGCUGCUCAUUCCUGAUGUGCUCUUAUCUUUACAUACAAGGUACCGAAUGAUCACAAUUACAUUUACACUAAAAUAAACAAUUGACACUUGUAAACCUUAGAUAUAUUUGCAAAAUUAAGUUUUAUACAUGCACUGCAAUUUUCUAUUAGAUUUUAUGUACACUACCUGUACUUAUUUAUUUUUAUUGCAUAACUACAGUUUGGAUUUGGUAUUACUUUUACUAAAUAUUUUAUAUGACAUCUCGUAUGCUCAGUUGCCCACCAUGGAUGCAUUUUUUUAAAUCAAAAAUACAGUAAAACAGGUGAAACUAUUUUUUAUGCCAAUGCAGUUUAUUUAUAUGGUUGCAAACAAAACCAACUUUUAAUUAUUACUCCAGUCUUCACUGUCAUAUACUCUUCAGAAAUCAAAUUAAAGGUGCUGUUUG
Danio rerio (zebrafish) is the source of this 1538-nucleotide messenger RNA. RefSeq names its product THADA armadillo repeat containing (gene thada). NCBI's taxonomy places the organism in Eukaryota, Metazoa, Chordata, Actinopteri, Cypriniformes, Danionidae. The record is from RefSeq and is marked provisional.